This is a messenger RNA of Biomphalaria glabrata, 9578 nucleotides long. RefSeq lists its product as uncharacterized. The transcript is spliced from 2 exons. Lineage: Eukaryota; Metazoa; Mollusca; Gastropoda; Planorbidae. Gene Ontology annotation, biological process: engulfment of apoptotic cell; phosphatidylserine exposure on apoptotic cell surface; apoptotic process involved in development. Gene Ontology annotation, cellular component: plasma membrane. Bases 1171 to 3978 code for a protein of 935 amino acids. The record is from RefSeq and is a predicted model, not a curated record.
UAUUUUUUUUUAAUUCAAUAUAUAUCGUCACAUGUAAAUUAUUUUAGUAUAUGUAUAGCUGUGUUAGGGACAUUUUUUAAAUACGUAUAAUUGAAUCAAACCCAGUUUCGUGAGCGUAAGAAACUAGCAUUGUUCCCGACUUCUCUCCCCUCUCUUCUAACCACAUUACAGUUUAGGUGGUAGGUGGGGGAGUUCACUUCCGUACUGGGACCAUGUCCCUCUAUAGUGAAAUGUGUUGAUCGACUUUGGAAUGUGGCAGUGACACGGAGAGGCAAAAGAAAAAAAAAAAACACCUGUGGUUUCAGAAUGUAUUCUUUGUUUUAACUAGAAAGCAGUAUACUACAUAGCGACUCGAUCUAGAUUGUAAUCGAAUUAGUCUCAUAGGGAGUCUUCUGUUAAGUAAAGAAAGAAAAAAAGAAAAGCUUUGGACUCCGGAGUGUUCGAUCAAGUGUUUGGUUUCAAUUUGCAGUCGUUAUUUACUAGGUUAUUCUUUAUGGAUUUGUUUACACUGCAGUUAACAGUCACAGCGACUGUCUCCGACCAGCGUUUACGUUCGAAGUGAACAGAUACAUCCUUGAUACGCCCCCUGGUGUUCUUCAGACACAAGAACCUUUACACUGUACCACAUGUGGAUGAACUUAUCAGUUCAUUCCCAUCGGCAGAUUUCAUCAUUGUAGUCGUCGCCAAACUUCGUCUUGGAGAAAAUGUCCCAACAGGAGAUCCAGAAACUAUCAGAAACCCUUUGACCGAAUUUUCCCUUUUAAGUAACAGGGAUACUAGCCGCUAGCAAGAGUAUGAAUAAUGGGCUUUGGGAAAUGUCAAUCUCUGGCCUGUUUGCGGGUAAACUUUCUGUGCUUCAUCACCCACCUAAAAACUUAAGCUUCAGAGAUCAUAAUGUGAUCCGGAUUAGCCAGAGGAUUAAAUGAUUGUAUGAGAAAGUAUAAAAGUGUAUUCAGUUCCUGGCGUUUGAUUCCAAUCUCUUCUUCCUUAUGUAACAUUUGGUGGUUUGAUAUUUUGUUAUUCAAGUGCAAGCCCAAAGAUGGAACGUGUAAGUGAUUUCGAACGAGAAUUUUAUUUUGACCUCAAGUGGAAAUAUGGAUAAAAGAUUCACUCAAAGUUGGCAAUUAUGUGCAAUUGUAGAGCGUCUUCAUUCUAGAAAUUAGUCUGGAAAUGUCUACAUCGCAGCUGUCACCGAGAUUUGUUGUCUUUGUGAUAGUGUCUCUAGUCACGCAUCUUCUGGAACUGGCUGCUUGCGGACUCUUCUGUCAUAUAUUGUUCCAACAGAGCGAUCUAAAAGCGCCUUGGUUUAGUGUUGCUGCAGGAUUGGUCAUUAUCCCUUUGGUCGCAGUCCAGCUGGCGUCUGCCGUGUUUCUUCUUAGAAGGAAAGGGGAGUCGUCCAGAUCGUUCGAUGUCACGGCCACAGCUGUCUUGCACGUGCUGCAGCUGGGUUUCAUAAGCAGGCACUUCGCGAUUCUCCAGGAGUCGCCAAUGUCAUCGAAAAAGCCAGAGGUUGUGGAGAUCCUCCUUCUGCGAAUGGCGUUUGCUGUAACGUCCGGCUGCACCGUUUUUCUAGCUCAGAUGUAUCUGCUUUUACGUGACGUCAUAGAGUCCACCUGGAUACGUGCGGCAUUCUUUUCCGACAUUUCCUUAAUUGUGACCAUCGCGUGGGCCAUAUCUACCUUCAGAAGAUCUCUGCCAGACCAAGAAUUUGACUUUGUGCUUAUUAACUGGCCAGGCACUGUGUUGAGAUAUCUUUGGCGGGGGUGUGAGCUGCUGACCAGGGCUCUAGCGCUCUGCCUGUUUGCCUCCAUUUACAACUACUGGGUAUUGCUGGUGAUAGGCCUUCACUGGCUUGCCAUGCUCAUCUGUCUGUGCGUGCCUCUCAUGUCUUCAGCGGACUGGGCUUCGGCAAGUUCACUGAAGCGUGGCGUUUACUGCGUGAUGACUUCCUUCAUCUACAUCUUCAUCUUCAUCAACACCAGCCCUGAGAACGCAGUGUUCCGCUACACGUUUUAUUACGUAAUCAUAUUUCUAGAAAACGCGACUUUAAUAGCCAUCUGGCUGAUACAGUGUUCACCUGAAAUAUUGUCUCUCAAUUGUAAAUAUGUUUACAUAGCCGCCUUCUCUUUUGUCAUUUCAGUGGCAUCUAUGAUAGUCUAUUACAAAUUUUUUCACAUAGCCUCGUCAAAGAUUCAGACUGUUUGCGGCAAUGAGGGCUGUGAUGCCUGCAAAGCAGGACUGUCGAUAGAGCACCCUCCGAUCCCACCACGGCCUGAAUCGGCAGAGAACUGGUUAAGUCGUUGCCCGGCCUCGCUACACUUUGAUCAGGACUACAAGCCUGAGAGGCGAGAUUCUUUGCUGGAUUCGGAGAGGAACUCCAACGUGACGAUCAGCUCGUUGCACGCCAGACUGCAAAAGAAAUUGGCAAGCGCAGACUGCAGCGUCGUUGAGAUUAGCAGCGGAAAAAGUAAAUGCAUUAGUGACAGCCACGACGGAAGCUCCUCUCUUGCAGAAGCUGACAUAAAAUCAAAAAGGAAAAAGCCUCCUAGAAAAGGGAAGAAGAAGAGAAAGGACACAUCAGGGAAUUCUGAAUCAGAGUUGAGUUCAGCCCCUGAUGUACCGUCAGUAGAUAACUGCACUCACAAGAGACCCGUUUGGCUUCCCAGCAGAGAUUCAACGUUUGCGAAUCAACUUUUGACCUGCAGCCUCGAAACAUUCAACACAGCAGACGAUGAGCGUUCUUCAGUGGCUACAAGUUAUAGAGGGCAAACCAUAGGUCGAACAGACACCAUGAGCAAAUUUAAUAAUAGCGAUCCAUUACUGUGUAGUGUGUCACUUCCUAGAAAUCUUGAACACAGAUGGUUUUCAGAUGGUUACUGCACUGACCAGACGGAAUUGUCUCGUGAAUCUUCUAGAGACAUUUGGCUUUCUGGCGAAGCUCCAGAGGGCAGACUUUGCAGCUGCUUGGAGCAUACACACGCAGACUCUGAAGUCUCCUGCAUCUUGCAUGUUAUAAAUAAUGAUCAGGGACCGUUGUCUAGGAAUCUUCAUUACAACAACAUUGACCUCACGCGACCUGAAGGCAAACGAGAUCCAGUCCAAAAUAUAUCUUUAAAAGAUAUAGCAAAAAACCGCAAAACUUAUGGUAUACCGUCUGCUCACGAAGCCUGUUCUAACUGGAUUCUCAAUCGCACCAGAACAGUGUCGUCUCCUGCUUCCGAUCCUAGCCAUGGACCAACGGCUAAAAGAAAACAUUCCCCAAAGCGGAAGCCCCAUUUAAAUACAUCAGUCAGCAAAACUACCUCGUCGUCUAAGCCGGCAGAAGUUGAAAUUCGUUCAUCGAGCAACCUACCUCACUCUGAUCUAUCCUCAUCAGCCAUCUUGCCGGCGACGCCUAGCUCUGUGGGCCAAGGAAUGGAACAAGCUCCAAAUAAUGCGGUGAUAAAGGUGAAUAACAAGCAUUAUGAAUUGUCACCUGGCACAAAGGAUUCCCAUACGACAGCUCGUGUGAUGCCAGGCGUGAACCAAAUCAAGGAAGAUGUACCUGGUGUUUUACAGUUAAAGCAUCAAUCUCCACCUUCCCUAGAAGCCAGUGCACAGAAAGCUGAUCAGAUUCUGACAGAGAGGUUCAUCCAUCACUCUUUAGAUCUGCAGGCCUCUGAUGCUGGUCAUGGCACGGAUGUCAACGACAGUGACGAAACGUGUCCCAUUGAGGUCAUCUAUGAAAACAUCUGGCAGGCGCGCCAGCUGCAGGAAUCGAAAAACAAAAUGCUGGCCGGCCUGAGGUCCGAGCGAGCAGCGAAUGGUAUCACCAGUGUCAAGGCCACGUUGAUGCCGACGACCCGCGGUCGAGAGGUCAGCUACAUCUGCAGCGAGUCGGAAGACAGUGCACUGCCCCAGGAAAUAAUGAGCUCAAGUGUUGACGGCUUCACGCCCUCUGAAACAGGAAGUGACCUUAGCAUGGAAAUAGUCAUAUGACCUUAAAAUACGAAUGUAUUUUUUUCCCUGUGUACCCAAUAUUGUGUAACCUCCCCCCCCCCCAACCCCUUUCGUCUCUGGGUAAACUCAAUCAAAUAGCAUUUAAGAUUUUUUUUUAAAAAUGUUUUAAUAAAGGAAUUAAAAAAAAAUAUUGUGAAUAAAUAUACACACGGCAUCGUAGUACCGUUACGCUUCUAGAUCUAAUAUAAAUAAUUAACUUGAGAUACCUUUUUACGUAUUUAGAAAUCUGUACAUGUUAUUUGCUGGGGCCAUUUCUGGAUUUGACAGAGUUCACUAGACGUAGCCUGUUUGGUAUGUGUAUAAUUAUAUGUAACUGGCUGAUUAGUAUAUGCAAGUCUGUCAUUUUUUCUAGUACCUUACAAAAAAAUCAUUUAGUUUUUGACGCUGCUAACGUUUUGUUUUCUUUCUAACGUCGCAAUUUUUUUUUAAAGACGUAAAUUUAUAAGACAAUAACCCAACAAUUUUUUUUGAUAGCUUUAAUAAAAAUCCACUUUUCAACACUUAUCUAUUAACAUACUGAUAUCUAAUAGCAAGACAUAUUUUUAGUAGAAAGAAAUAGAAUACUUGUAAAUUUUACCUAAUUUUACUACUUUAUAAAAAAAAAGUUACAAUUAUUUUAUAUGCAGUUUUUGUAAAAAAAAAAAAUAAUAAUGUAUAUUUUGAAUGUUUUUAAAUUUUGUGCAGAGUAAAAUCAUGGGUGACUUUUAACAGUAAUUUUAUGGAGAUCCCUUUUUUUGUGUAGACCUAUCUGUAGCCCCGCCAGUCCUGCCUUAAAUCCGGCCCUGUUUUAUGGCAGACAUUAACGUUCACUCCCCCCCCCCCCCCCCCGGUGUCAAGCAGAGCUAACACUUUGACCACGUCGUCUGCUCAAAAAGAGACGUGCGCCUUACACUUGCGCUGAAAGCAGUGCCUAAUGUUCGAAUAAAUAAUAGGCCCAGUGAUCAAACAAGAAGACCAAACAGCGAGCUAUUUCAACUCAAGACCUGACGCUUUCUUUCUAUUUAAAUUGUUCACAUUCCUUGACGUUAACAGGUAGCAAGAAACCAUUUUUUUUUUCUUGGUUUUAAUUUGUGGUGAGUUCUGGGUUUAAAUCUCAGAAUCCACAUGAUAUUUUUUAUGUUUAAUUUGAAACGGAAUAGAUCUAUAUGUAUAUAACUAUGACCCAGCGAAAUGUUUAAUUAUAUUUUUUUAAGCUCCAAAGAUAUUAAUAUUCUUGACUGUUGUAUCUGUUUACUAUAAGAGCAGUGUUUCCUAACAGUAAUAAAAAAAACGGAACACUUCGCACAUUCUGAAUAUUUAGCGGAACACUUUGCUUAUUUGUUUUACAGAGGUUAAUUCACGUAGUGGCCUACUAGUUAAUUAUUAAAGUAGUUCGUGGAACAUCUAAUCAGGCCUUGGGUUCCUCGGAACACAGUUUGGAAAACACUGUUAGAUCAUAUUAGGCCUACUUAAAAAAGGAAGUGCUUACAUUUCCAGAAAGAGAGAGAGACGAAAAGAGAGAGAGAGAGAGGGAGGGAUGAGAGAGGAAUAAAGAAGAAAGGAUACAGGGAUAGAGAGAGAGAGAGAGAAAGAGCGAAAGAAUGAGAAAAAAGAUAAAUAGAAAUACGAUUACAAGAUAUUUUAGGGAUUAAGUUACCAGCCAGCUGGAGCUAUAAUGUGUUUUAGUCAAAUUAAGUUUUACUAGAUCUAUUUCCUAAAAAAUGUGAAUUCUUUUAUUUUACCGGUAUCUCUCUAUAGAGCCAGUGACCAGAUAGGCCAGUAACUUAUCUUCCAUUUGCCUGGAGACAAUUAUUUUGUCGUACGAGGCGACCCGCCUGGUCUUUAACAUGCAUAAUGCCAGAUUUUUUGUCAUGUUGCAUUUAUUGUGUAUAUUGAUUUUUAAUGCGUCUGAUAUGGAAAGUUCAUAAGCAGUUUUCUAUAAGCCAAAUAACUCGACCGUGAAACGUAAUGUCCUUUUGUAUUUUUAAAUGAAAAUGAAACAUAAAAAGCAAUAUCUACAGUGUUAGGAAAAGGCUUACCACAGUCCCUGCUUUGAAAGAUCGCUUCAAUCUCGAGGUCGUUCCUAUGAGACGCGGCCUUAGAGUGUGGCGAGUGGAGAAACCGCAUUAGGGGGCCCCGCAAUAAAGAGGAGAUUUUGUCACUGUACACCCGUUGUACAAAUAUUCGUGGCCAUGAUAUGACACUCACCCAGGGCCCUGCGCUCUGGUAGGAACACCUCUGAUUCUUAUGAUUUUGUCAAUAAAUAAAUAAAUUGUCAACAAUAAAAUAUUCUAGGCGCUAAAUGUGAAACCCUCCAGAACUUGUGUUCUGAACUAUGAUUGCAUCAUCUAUAAUUCUUUGAAACGAUUGAUAAUCAAUUAAAUGACAGCAGGCAUUUUCCAGACUCUAAUAACUAUCAGGUUUUUAAAAGUCGUGAGUCCUCAAGAGUUCUACCUUUUUUCACACUCAACUUCUAAAAUCGCCUCUUUGUAUCUAUAAAAUGUGAAUAUAAAUACGCUAGAAAUGAGGUUACAAUAUUUCAUUUUUCUCAGCUCAUGUUUAUGAAGGAGUCACAAUCGAGAUUCGAGAACUUUUGUACGAGUUUCACAAACAACUCACGGAAACUGUGCCAUUACUUCAUUUUAAACUUACCAAGCCUCAAUUUCAUCCCAUUGAGUUUCAGCCUCAAUUUCAUCCCAUUGAGUUUCAGCCUCAGUUUCAUCUCAUUGAGUUUCAGCCUCAAUUUCAUCCCAUUGAGUUUCAGCCUCAGUUUCAUCCUAUUGAGUUUUAGCCUCAGUUUCAUCCUAUUGAGUUUCAGCCUCAAUUUCAUCCCAUUGAGUUUCAGCCUCAAUUUCAUCCCAUUGAGUUUCAGCCUCAAUUUCAUCCCAUUAAGUUUCAGCCUCAGUUUCAUCUCAUUGAGUUUUAGCCUCAGUUUCAUCCUAUUGAGUUUCAGCCUCAAUUUCAUCCCAUUGAGUUUAAGCCACAAUGUCAUCCCAUUGAGUUUCAUCCUAUUGAGUUUCAGCCUCAGUUUCAUCCCAUUGAGUUUCAUCCUAUUGAGUUUCAGCCUCAGAUUCAUCCCGUUGAGUUUCAUCCUAUUGAGUUUCAGCCUCAGUUUCAUCUCAUUGAGUUUCAGCCUCAAUUUCAUCUCAUUAAGUUUCAGCCUUAGUUUCAUCCCGUUGAGUUUCAUCCUAUUGAGUUUCAGCCUCAGUUUCAUCCCAUUAAGUUUCAGCCUCAGUUUCAUCUCAUUGAGUUUCAUCCUAUUAAAUUUCAUACUAUUGAAUUUCAACCUCAGUUUCAUCUCAUUGAGUUUCAUCCCAUUGAAUUUCAUCCUAUUGAGUUUCAGCCUCAGUUUCAUCUCAUUGAGUUUCAGCCCCAGUUUCAUCCCAUUGAGUUUCAUCCUCAGUUUCAUCCCAUUAAUUUUCAGCCUUAGUUUCAUCUCAUUGAGUUUCAUUCCAUUAAGUUUCGUCCUAUUGAAUUUCAGCCUCAGUUUCAUCUCAUUGAGUUUCAUCCCAUUGAGUUUCAGCCUCAGUUUCAUCCCAUUGAGUUUCAGCCUCAGUUUCAUCCCAUUAAGUUUCAGCCUCAGUUUCAUCUCAUUGAGUUUCAUCCCAUUAAAUUUCAUACUAUUGAAUUUCAACCUCAGUUUCAUCUCAUUGAGUUUCAUCCUAUUGAGUUUCAGCCUCAGUUUCAUCCCAUUGAAUUUCAGCCUCAGUUUCAUCUCAUUUAGUUUCAGCCUAAGUUUCAUCCCAUUGAAUUUCAUCCCAUUGAAUUUCAGCCCCAGUUUCAUCUCAUUGAGUUUCAUCCCAUAGAAUUUCAUCCUAUUGUUUCAGCUUCAGUUUCAUCCCAUUGAGUUUCAGCCUCAGUUUCAUCCCAUUGAGUUUCAGCCUCAAUUUCAUCCCAUUAAGUUUCAGCCUCAGUUUCAUCUCAUUGAGUUUUAGCCUCAGUUUCAUCCUAUUGAGUUUCAGCCUCAAUUUCAUCCCAUUGAGUUUAAGCCACAAUGUCAUCCCAUUGAGUUUCAUCCUAUUGAGUUUCAGCCUCAGUUUCAUCCCAUUGAGUUUCAUCCUAUUGAGUUUCAGCCUCAGAUUCAUCCCGUUGAGUUUCAUCCUAUUGAGUUUCAGCCUCAGUUUCAUCUCAUUGAGUUUCAGCCUCAAUUUCAUCUCAUUAAGUUUCAGCCUUAGUUUCAUCCCGUUGAGUUUCAUCCUAUUGAGUUUCAGCCUCAGUUUCAUCCCAUUAAGUUUCAGCCUCAGUUUCAUCUCAUUGAGUUUCAUCCCAUUAAAUUUCAUACUAUUGAAUUUCAACCUCAGUUUCAUCUCAUUGAGUUUCAUCCCAUUGAAUUUCAUCCUAUUGAGUUUCAGCCUCAGUUUCAUCUCAUUGAGUUUCAUCCCCAGUUUCAUCCCACUGAGUUUCAUCAUACAAAUCUAUUCUUGAGUAUUAGAAGACUUCUUUGUGUUCUAAAUCGGUGUUCUAAAUCGGUGAUACCCAAACUACGACCACCAGGACACAUCCCACACGUGACGCGAUUCAAACUCCCGAAACUUGUGACCACGGGGCUAGAGUCUCACUUCUCUUGGACCACGAGUUUUGAGGCAAUGUGGUCCGGGACACGCGUAUUGGAAAUGUAUGCCCCCCCCCCCUCCCACCUUUCUUUUUUUCACAAGACUGAACAAUGUUGGCACCACUGUUGUAAAUGUAAAACUAUGUUAUGGAGGAGACGUGUCUCAAUGCAUCAGCUUUCUUAGUGUGAGCUCUAGGACUCUAGAACCUUGAAAGCUCGUCCCUAGCUAGUCCAUCAGAAUCAUUGCUUAUUAAUUAAUUGACACGUGAUCUUUAUCAGAUGACUCUUCCGUCAUCCAGUAAAAUGCCCGCCUUUUUAAAAAUUGUUUCUUUACAUUGUUUUCAAAGGUCACUUUAUGUAGAAGUCCUCUCCCCCCUCCAAAAACUAAAUUUAGUUUAAUUGUGCCAGCUUCAUUCAGUAACAAGUAAUGGUAUGAAUGUAAAACUACCUCAUAAUAAAAGAUGACAGGAAUAUUACUGACCUAUAUAUAACUCAACUGGCAUGUUUUAAUUAAAUCUGUAUGUUUAUUUUAUCUAUGUACCACAGUGUCAGUGUGGGACUAACGUCUCUAAAUCAGAGAUCAAUUGCCUAUUUGUACAUAUUUUGGUUUUUUUUUUGGUUUUUGUUUAUUAUAACGAGGGUUGUACAUAAACCUGGCAUGUAGAAUGUAUGAAUGAAAACACGGAUUUGCCAAGUUGUACAUGCAUUGCGUAAUGUUGAAUGGGCUUCGGGAGUUCUUCCAUUCUUGUAUAAUUAUUAUGCACAUAAAAAAAACAAACUUGGUAGAAUUUUUGUUUUUUCAUGGUUACUUCCCCUAGUUUUAAACUUUCUGAACAAGUUGUUACUGAUGUAAAUAUAUAUUUUAUUUUGACCGAUUGUUAGUUUUAAAAUGUAUUCGAUAUUACAGGAAGUACUGGUAUGUUGAUGUCUACCUCAAGAAAUGUUGUUUUUUUUUCCUUUUACAAACAUUUGUAUUUUCUUCCAAAAAAUGUGUCUGGUAUAAUAAAACGUAUUGUGAUUAAAAUAUUCUAUUCAUACAAAAGGGCUA